Messenger RNA from Manihot esculenta (cassava), 1953 nucleotides. RefSeq lists its product as uncharacterized. The transcript is spliced from 7 exons. Bases 1 to 1953 code for a protein of 650 amino acids. NCBI's taxonomy places the organism in Eukaryota, Viridiplantae, Streptophyta, Magnoliopsida, Malpighiales, Euphorbiaceae. The record is from RefSeq and is a predicted model, not a curated record.
AUGGGAACUGUUUUACCCAGGUUGUCUGGCCGGCCUCCUCCUCAGUUUGCUGUCCGAGCUCCAAAGAGGUUCUGGGCCGAUGAAAGGUCUGCUCCUUCUUCCGAGAAGAAAAAGGAAAUUUCCUUAAUGCCCCUGUCGCCUUCUUUUGAUAUAAAUGGAAGUGGAGAGAAUGAUCAACUUAUUGUUCCCUUUGAUGUGAAGUACCACUUCCGAAAGUUGGUUCAGGCUGCUUCCUCCAAGGAGGUUAGCCGACCUCCCGCCAAAGCUUCUUCUCAAGCUUCAAAGCCGAGCUCCCGCAGCACCAAGUCGUCUCGGCCAUCUAGCCGUGGUGGGUCGAGCUCAGCUCUUAGGCCUGUUGAAGGGUCUAGGUCUGCUCCAGCCUCCUCAGAGGGCGUGAGGGAAGCUUCCCUGGCUAUUGCGGAGCAGACCUCUGUUGUUGAACAGGUGGAGCGGGGUACUGCCCAUUCUUCUGGAGAGGUAUCGGGGGGAAAAUCUAAGUCCCCUAUUGAAGACAAAGAGGCCUCAGGGACAAGGCUGGAGAUCGUCCUUAUAGAGGACUCAGCUCCAGAGGUUCCUACCCAAGAUGCCCCUGCCCCUGCGAGGACUGAACCUGAGGGUUCUGAGGGCGUUCCGUCAAAGACCGGGGACAAGCGCCCAGCCCCUUCUGGAACAGCUGCCCCAUCUCCUGCUCGGAAGAAGUCCAGGGCUGCUGCAGGGUCUUCUCUGGCUCUUCCUUCCAUUGGGAAAAGAAAAAGUGUGGCUGUCGAGCCUCCGUUGUUUUCUUCUGACAAUUCUCUGAAAGCAUCGGACAUUACCUCCGAGUCUCCGGCCAGUGCUGUUGCUGACUUUCUCAGAGAGCAAAUGUUUGGUGGAGUUACAGAGGCUUCGGACCCUCGCCUUCUUGCCCUGACUGGUCUCUUAGCCAGUUCUACUAAGGAGCAAGCAUCCUUCCAGUCUCACUCUCGUGAGGAGCUCGGAUCCUUGAUUAGGGAAAUGCUUCUGAUGGUGACGGGCCUCCUCAUGGAGGUGGAUAUCCGUGAUCGUUCCCUCCGGGAGUCCGUAGACCGCCGGAUUGAAGAGGCGCGUCUGGAGGAGAACAUAUCUGCAACCAAUGACGCGAGGGGGAAUCUGGUAGCCGCUCGGGAGCAGAUCCAGUCCCUCCAAGUGGAAUUGCACUCUGCACUGGAAGCCCUAAAAAAGGCUGAGGAAAAAGCAGCUGAGACAGCAAAGCAUACCUCGUCCUUAGAAGCAGAGCUGUCUCGGACUCGUGGGGUCCUCAAAGUGUCUGAUGAGAGGGCAGCUGCCUUGGAGGUUCGCUGCAAAGGAGUUUCGGAGCAGCUAUCCUCUAUGGCAGAUGCUCUUCAAGAGAGGAAUGAGGCUUUGAGCCAAAAGGCUGAGGUCCAGCGUCAGCAUGAUGCCUUAAAGGCAGAUCUUGAAGGACUUCAGACUCGUCUGAAUGAAGUGGAAACUCAAAGAGAGAUGGCCCUAGCUCGGGUACAGGAAUUUGUGGCUGAGGCCUGCGAAGCACAUCUUAAUGAGUAUAAAGCCUCUGGUGAAAUGGGAGCGGCUAUUCUUAAGAAAGCCUUCCGCAUGUAUGUGACCGGCUAUAAUCGUGGUUUAAGAGAAGCCAGACACGCUCCUGAUACUCCUUUGGCCGAGCUUCUCAAGUACGAAGCGGACUCAGAUGAUUGCCGGAGGAACAUAUGCCAGCCAACUGAGAUUUCUUCGGAAGAGUCCGAGCUAGAAGGAGAGGACGUGGAAGUCCUUGGGUCGAAGGAUGAUGACCCUGUUUCUGAGGGGGAGAACCCUAACCUUGGGUCAGAGGUUGCUCCUGCUGUUAAUAUUGAGAGCUCUGAUCCAAGGGAUACCGAGCUUCCUGCAGAUAUGACUGCCAAUAGAGAUAAUGUAGGCGAGGAGGUUUUAACUAAUAUAAACAAGUUUCUUCGUUUAUGA